GUGGCCAAGCAGCACAAGGAGACGACGAAGCUGCUGCAGGUUGGCACCAGCGAAGAGGGCCGUCAGAUUCUUGGAAUCCAGUUUGGCGUAAACCCUGCGAACCCGUACGUCGUCAUCGAUUCGGGGAUCCACGCCCGAGAAUGGACGGCCAUCCACGUGGCCUAUUUCCUCGUCGAGCAGUACAGCAACGGACUGUCGGAGGGCGAUCUGCAAGUUCGGGCGCUGGUGGACGCCUUCAACAUUGUCAUCAUCCCGGUGCUGAACCCCGAUGGGUUUAGUUUUACUUGGGAUGCGGAUGAGCAGCCUUUUAAGCACCGUCUUUGGCGCAAAAACCGUUCGCCAAAGCGCUGCACUGCCGAAGGCCGCUGCUGCGAGGGCGUCGACCUGAAUCGCAACUGGGACCUCGCCUUUUCCGCCAGCCAGGAUCCGUGCAGCGAUGUUUAUGCCGGACCAUCACCAUUCAGCGCCUCCGAGACCAGGACGUACAGUCGUUGGCUGCGAACUUUGCCGGCUCUUGAGGCCUACAUCACGCUCCACUCUCACGGCCAAUUGUGGCUCUACCCCUACGCCUACGCUCAGAACACCUACACGCGAAACGUCGAGCGCACGAUCUACGUUGCGCAGAAGGCCAUCGACGCCAUUUACGCGUAUAACGGUACCCGCUAUGGUCACGCUACGCCCGCCGACGCUCUCUAUACCUCCACCGGCUCUUCGAUGGAUUGGGUGGAGCGCGAGCUGGAGCCCGAAUUUGCCUACACGAUCGAAGUCCGGCCAGUGACACAAGAAUACGGCUUCAUCCUGGAAAAGGAUCUCUUGUUGCCGGCGUCCAAGGAAAUUGCCAUCGGCAUCAACGUAGUUUUGACGGAGGCGAUGGGCUUCCGGCAGACGCCGUUCCGCUUCACCGGCUCAACCCCGAAGCCCCAGAAACAUAUCCUGGAGCAACGCGACCCACCGGUCGACGAGCCGCUCGACGAGAAUUGGAUGAAGUGGCUGAACGACAAC
This is a messenger RNA of Mesorhabditis spiculigera, 1002 nucleotides long. NCBI's taxonomy places the organism in Eukaryota, Metazoa, Nematoda, Chromadorea, Rhabditida, Rhabditidae. The record is from the annotation of a GenBank genome assembly.